AUGGAUGUGGCCAACAACACUACCUCCCCAGCGCGCUCCCCCGAGGGGACAAGCGGCCCCGGCCUCGCCGAGAUGACCCUGGGCUACCAGGUGCUCACCUCCCUGCUCCUGGGCACGCUUAUCCUGUGCGCCGUGAGUGGCAACGCCUGCGUGAUCGCAGCCAUCGCCCUGGAGCGCUCCCUGCAAACCGUGGCCAACUAUUUGAUCGGCUCACUGGCCGUCACCGACCUCAUGGUCUCCGUGCUAGUGCUGCCCAUGGCGGCCCUCUACCAGGUGCUGAACAAGUGGACGCUGGGGCAGGUCACCUGCGAUAUCUUCAUCUCGCUGGAUGUGCUUUGCUGCACCUCUUCUAUCCUGCACCUGUGCGCCAUCGCCCUGGACAGGUACUGGGCCAUCACGGACCCCAUUGACUAUGUUAACAAGCGAACUCCCCGGCGGGCGGCCGUGCUCAUCAGCCUGACCUGGCUCAUCGGCUUCUUGAUAUCCAUCCCUCCCAUGUUGGGCUGGAGGACGCCGGAGGACCGCUCGAACCCCGACGCCUGCACCAUCAGCAAGGACCACGGGUACACCAUCUACUCCACCUUCGGCGCCUUCUACAUUCCGCUUCUUCUCAUGCUGGUGCUCUACGGUCGCAUCUUCAAGGCGGCACGCUUUAGGAUCCGCAAGACAGUAAAGAAAGCAGAGAAGAAAAAAAUCGCCGACACCUGCCUCACUCUCUCUCCGACCACCGGGAAGAAAGGCAACGGGGAGCCCGGCAAGAGCUGGCGGCGGACUGUAGAGCCCAAGCCCGGUGCUUUUGUCAACGGCGCGGUGCGGCAGGGCCAGGACGGGACCGCCCUGGAGAUCAUCGAGGUCCAGCACUGCAACAGUUCCUCCAAGACUCACCUGCCGCUGCCCAGCGAGGCGUGCGGCUCCCCACCGCCGCCCUCUUUCGAGAGGCGCAACGAGAAGAACACAGAAGCUAAACGGAGAAUGGCUCUGUCCCGGGAGAGGAAGACUGUCAAGACCCUGGGCAUCAUUAUGGGCACCUUUAUCCUCUGCUGGCUGCCGUUCUUCAUCGUCGCCCUGGUCCUGCCCUUUUGUGACAGUAAGUGCUACAUGCCCCAGUGGCUGGGGGCAGUCAUCAACUGGCUGGGCUACUCCAACUCCCUUCUCAACCCCAUUAUCUAUGCCUAUUUCAACAAAGACUUCCAAAGUGCUUUUAAGAAAAUUAUCAAGUGCAAAUUUUGCCGGCAGUGAAGCCCACCACUCCGGGACGGGGCAAACGGGGUCGUGUUACUUCCUCCACUGGCCUGCCCCGAGCCGCAGUGUGCCCCCGCCCAGCCCCUGCACAGCGCCGUCCGAAGGGCGGGGGGCUCCGGCACCCCCGCUCCGCGCCCGAGUCGCUCGCUUCCCGCCCGCCGACGAGCGCUGCGGGUCACGGCAGGGCUCCGCUGGGAGCGGCGGGGGAAGAACGCGCGGCCCGGGAGGCUCCGCCGCCGCCCUCGUCUCUCCCGG
Molecule: messenger RNA, 1497 nt
Organism: Oenanthe melanoleuca
Lineage: Eukaryota; Metazoa; Chordata; Aves; Passeriformes; Muscicapidae
Gene: HTR1A
Product: 5-hydroxytryptamine receptor 1A
Exons: 1
Coding region: 1-1239 (412 amino acids)
Biological process (GO): adenylate cyclase-activating adrenergic receptor signaling pathway; regulation of hormone secretion; regulation of behavior
Cellular component (GO): plasma membrane
Molecular function (GO): G protein-coupled serotonin receptor activity
Source: RefSeq, a predicted model, not a curated record